Messenger RNA from Cyprinodon tularosa, 1931 nucleotides. Its product is annotated as 5'-3' exonuclease PLD4. Gene Ontology annotation, molecular function: catalytic activity. The record is from RefSeq and is a predicted model, not a curated record. The transcript is spliced from 11 exons. The coding region runs from base 170 to 1618 and encodes 482 amino acids. Lineage: Eukaryota; Metazoa; Chordata; Actinopteri; Cyprinodontiformes; Cyprinodontidae.
CACAUCUGAAAAGCUGAAAUGAAAGUGAAAAGAGGAACUGUGCUCAGUUACAUUUAGCAGCAGGGCUGAUCGCUUUAGAUUUGGAUGAGAGCUGAAGGGGAAGAAACAAGUGGAAAAAAAACAGGCUGGGUCUGUUAUCUGAAGCAAGUAGGGAUUUUAAAGAAAAAAGAUGACUUCUGUGUACAGAAGCCUUCAUGACAAUUAUGUCUCCAACAAAGGGAGGACCAGCUUUGUGACAUUGUUUGUGAUUUUGGGCUGCCUGACUGUACUCGGUAUCAUUCUUGCCAUCGCUGUGUUGGAGAGACCACCGCCUCCGGAAAAACAUGACACCCUCCCUGGGGAAACUGGUGGGGUUAACAUCACUGACCAGUGCAGCAUGGCCCUUGUGGAAAGCAUUCCUCUAUAUUUGAAAUAUAAAGAUAAUGCAACUUUUGGGAUCCCUCUGGAGCAAGUCUGGAAAGACCUGCUCUCCAUAGCAUCGCACAGGGUGGAGGUGGUGUCAUUCUACUGGACACUAACAGGGGACGAUAUCAAUGUGAACUCUUCCACAGAUGUCCCAGGAAGGGACAUCCUACAAGGACUCGGGGAGCUGCCCUCCAGGAACAUAUCCGUCCGAGUCGUGACCAGCGUUCCCACAAUUAAAUCAAACUCCACAGAUCUAAAAAUCUUGAAACAAAAAGGGGUUCAGGUGAGGAGGGUAGAUUGUGGCCGCCUGACGGCAGGCGUCCUCCAUACAAAGUUCUGGAUCGUUGACAUGAAGCAUGUGUUCAUUGGAAGUGCUAACAUGGACUGGAGGGCUCUUACACAGGUAAAGGAACUGGGAGUGGUGGUCUAUAAUUGCUCCAGUCUUGCAAUGGAUCUUCAUAAGAUCUUCCAGUCCUACUGGGUGAUGGGGGAACCCAACAGCUCCCUGCCUCAGCCCUGGCCGGCAAAAUAUUCCACUAACAUUAAUAAACAGCACCCCCUGCUGGUGAAGGAGGAUAACAUCUCCAGCAGCCUGUAUAUUGCUUGUUCUCCACCAUCCUUCUGUCCUCAAUCAAGAACUCAGGACCUAGAGGCCAUUCUGUCCUCGAUCUCAGAUGCUGAGAAGUUUGUUGAUGUUGCCGUCAUGGAGUACUUUCCCACCACUCGUUUUGAAAAGCCUCACAUAUACUGGCCUUUCAUCGACGAUGCGAUCAAGGUGGCUGCAUUUGAAAGGAAGGUGAAGAUCAGGAUGCUGAUCAGCUGCGGGCGUGACUCUGAUCCAGCUAUGUUGCCCUUUCUUCAGUCACUGGCUUCAAUGGACUACCCUCCUCAUCACAUCAGCAUCCAAAUAAAACUGUACAUCGUUCCAGUGGGAAAUCAGUCUGACAUUCCAUAUGCCAGAGUCAACCAUAAUAAAUACAUGGUGACUGAUAAAGUUGCAUACAUAGGUACUUCUAACUGGGCGGGCGACUACUUCCUGACCACAGCUGGAGUUAGUCUGGUGAUUUCCCAGAACUCUGCUCACUCUGGGUGGAACAGUAAGACACUGCACAACCAGCUGAAGGACGUAUUCAACAGAGACUGGCACUCAGAAUAUGCUGUGAACCUCAGGGAUCUUCAGCGCAACCUGGACUGUGCACUGUCACCACGAUAACCACAGUUCUGAUCAGACGACUAUAAAUAAUUUAUCUUAACAUUUAUACCAUGACAUUUAUGUUGCAUUUUUCUUUUUCAGUACAACAUGUUAUUCUUAAUAGCUUUUAAUGUACAGAUUUUCCUAUAUUGUUUCUUUGAAUGCAUUAUAUAUUAAAUAGAUGGAUAUCCUGUCUAAUGCGUUUAGAGUGUAAAAAAAAAUUAUCAGUCAUUUAUUUCAUUAUAAAGCUUCAUUAGGGCUUGAUGAAAGUUUUGAGGACUCAUUGUUCUGAGAUUCUAAGUAAAUGUUUGAAAUAAAUUAAACAUUAACACCA